Messenger RNA from Mizuhopecten yessoensis (Yesso scallop), 759 nucleotides. Its product is annotated as clusterin-associated protein 1-like. The coding region runs from base 1 to 759 and encodes 252 amino acids. The record is from RefSeq and is a predicted model, not a curated record. Lineage: Eukaryota; Metazoa; Mollusca; Bivalvia; Pectinida; Pectinidae. The transcript is spliced from 4 exons.
AUGGAUAUCCCCCAUGCAAGUACACCUAUCGGAUACCCGCCCAUGCUAAGCCCAUCUCCCGUGGCCCCGGGCAAACUUCCUGGGGUGGCGAUGAGCAUGAUGCUGCAUAAUUUUAACAUUUUAAAUGGUAAAGUUGAACAAAUGAGCGUUGAACUCGGUACACGAUCAGGUGAACUGGACAUGCUGGACCAAGUAAUGUCAAAGUUUGAAAGUUUUGAGAAAACUCUUCGUGAAAUGAAAACUGAAAUUGAAAUUGUGAAGGAAACUGUCAGACGUCAGGGCGCUACACUCGAAAUGGAGGAAAACCAUCAUCACGAUAUUGAAAAUCGGGUACUGGAGCUUGAAAACCAAAACCAUACUAUUGAGCAGGAAAACAUUAACUUGAAAGAAGAUUUUCUGAAAUUACAGGCUCACUCAAUGAAAUACAAUUUAAUCUUCAACGGUAUCGAAGAUAAUGAAGGCGAGAACACCGAGGUGGAAAUUGCUAAUCGCCGCAGCGCGCUUCUACCUAAAAUGAGGGACUUACUCAAACGUAGUGGUGAACGGGUGAAACUUGUUUACGACACGCUGUACGUGAACGGUGUACCAUAUCGACCCCAGCACGAGCAAGAGUUAAAUGACAACGAUGAUGAGGAUGACGAUGAUGAAGAUGAUGAUGGUGAUGAUGCUGAUGAUGAUGAUAAUCUAAAUAGGGAAAUUACGCUUGAUGAAGUAAAUAAAAGUAUCAAGGAGCUCAAAAGUGACGAAUUUUGGGCCUGA